Messenger RNA from Dicentrarchus labrax (European seabass), 7472 nucleotides. It is a transcript of the gene asb7, whose product is annotated as ankyrin repeat and SOCS box containing 7. The coding region runs from base 305 to 1300 and encodes 331 amino acids. Gene Ontology annotation, molecular function: protein binding. The transcript is spliced from 5 exons. Gene Ontology annotation, biological process: intracellular signal transduction. NCBI's taxonomy places the organism in Eukaryota, Metazoa, Chordata, Actinopteri, Moronidae. The record is from RefSeq and is a predicted model, not a curated record.
UAUUGUUUUUCCUGUUGGGGUCAAACUGCUCACAGAGAGACUUUGUUGUUAAAGCUGAUUGAUCAACACCGAAAUGAUGCUCAACAGACUGUCAUUUUAGGAACUUUUAAGAGACGAUAAAGCAGUUCAGUGUUGGAUUUGAGUGGAAAGAGACAGAAAUAUGCAGCUUUGACAACUCCAGCCCUUCCCGUCUGGAAGCUGAUUGGCUAAGUUGAACGUCGGCUCAGUGUCUGUCAAGAGAAACUAUUGAAGACAGAGUGCCUUCCUGACAGUGCAGCUGUAUAUUUACAGGUGCAGCUCCGAUAUGACUAAGAGAAGCACUUCUCUUCAGCUUGUCAAAAGGAUGCUGAACCAUCACUGCAGAAGGAACCCUGAGCUUCAUGAGGAGCUGCAGAUCCAGGCUGCAGUGGCAGCAGGGGAUGUCUGCACUGUCAGGAGAAUGCUGGAGCAAGGAUACUCACCCAAGAUUCGCGAUGCCAACGGCUGGACCCUGCUCCACUUCUCUGCUGCCAAAGGAAAAGAGAGAUGUGUUCGAGUCUUCCUGGAGCACGGAGCCGACCCCACAGUGAAGGACUUUAUCGGUGGCUUCACAGCACUUCACUAUGCUGCUAUGCACGGCAGAGCGCGCAUCGCCCGACUGAUGCUGGAAUCUGAGUUUCGCAGUGACAUUAUAAACGCAAAAAGCAACGACGGCUGGACGCCGCUGCACGUGGCCGCCCACUACGGCCGAGACUCAUUUGUGCGCCUCCUCCUCGAGUUCAGGGCCGAGGUGGAUCCACUGAGUGACAAAGGGACCACACCGCUACAGCUGGCCAUCAUCCGUGAGCGCUCCAGUUGUGUACGGAUCCUCCUGGACCACAGCGCCAAUAUUGACAUUCAGAAUGGCUUCCUACUUCGAUACGCUGUCAUCAAAGGCAACCACUCAUACUGCCGCAUGUUCCUUCAGAGAGGAGCAGACACUAAUCUUGGACGUCUUGAAGACGGCCAGACUCCUCUUCACCUGUCGGCCCUCAGGGACGACGUGCUGUGCGCUGAGAUGCUCUACACGUACGGGGCCGAUACCAACACCAGAAACUACGAGGGCCAGACACCGGUAGCUGUAUCUGUUAGCAUGUCUGGGAUCAGCCGGCCCUGUCUGGACUACCUGCAGGAGGUCACCAGACAACCUCGGACUCUACAAGACUUGUGUCGAAUAAAAAUCCGUCACUGCAUUGGUCUUCAAAGCUUGAAAUUCUUGGAGGAUCUACCAAUCGCAAAGGUUAUGAAAGACUAUUUAAAACACAAGUUCGACAAUGUGUGAACGGAACAAUAGCAGAAGAGGAGAGGCUGACUUAAAAACUCUCGGCUACCAUUUUAUAAAGACUAUGCAAUCACUAUGCUCCUUGUCUGGAAGAAAUGUCCACAGGUCUGAUCGGAGGGAUGGUUAGUCCAGUUUGUUCGUCCAGUUCAACACAUUCAAAGGAGAGUUCUCUGCUCCUGUUCAGCCUUUUUUACAGCUAGAACAGUUGCUGAAGGAUGGCAAUGGCGCGCCUCAUUUGAGGAACGGUUAUGUUUUUUGUGGGCAAAAGAAAACCUCAUUUGACUGCAGAUAGCAUUGUUAGUACACUUAGCAUUAUUAACAAUAGUCAAAAUGUGUACGAUGUUAUCCUUGCUGGGUCGGAUUGUCAUCAAGUUCGUACUUGCCAACGAGUUUAUUUUAAUCCCCUCCCAUUUUCUUUUAUUUUUUUAACCAAGCUAUAUGAAGCUGAACUCAAACUGCUGCAGUGAUGAAGACUUUCUUUCUGACUCAUAAUCUUCAAAGUGCUGAGCUUCUUUGAGCUAGCUUUAAAAACCUCUGCAUGGUAAACUCCCUGAUUUUGUUUUAUCACCCAAGCAAGCAUAAAUCCCAAAAAGGGUCAAAACUCUAAAUCACCACCCUCAUCUUCAGUUUGUGCAAUGAUUGAUUAAGUAAAUAGCACUCAUUUUGUGCCCAUUGACAGCCACUUCCGACAGUUAGAGAGACAGUUGACCCAUGAGAGCUUUGCAGCUGAUGUGGAUCUCCAUCAACUUGUUAUGUUAAAAGAGAAAAGCAGUGUUAGUUUAUGUAACUCUGCUAUGAACAGAAAGCAGAGACAACAUAUGAAGCUACAGAUGGCUGGGAGAUGUGGGCAGUAAGGUCUGUUUGAUUUACAUCUGUCACAACACAGUCUCAGUCAGGACUACAGUAGCCACAACAUGUAAAAUAAAGCUCAAAGAAGAUUAAAACAAGCCCACUACAGUUUAUAAAAAAUAACCAAACAAAAUCUUUGACUUGCCAGAAGUCCAUCGUUGAUUAUGAGGCUAUGAAACUUCGUCCCAGCUCACUUCUGAUGCAUCAGAACUCAACUGACAGUAACUGAAGUUGAUGGUUUACUGCUGCUACAGGGUGCUGUAACAAAAUCAGGGUGUGUCUUUAAAAGACGUUUAUAUCUGAUAUGCAAGAAUAACUUUUUUUUGGGGGGGAGGAGGAUUUUGGACUUUGAUUUGGGAAACGUUUUCAACCAACUUUGUAUCAUUACAAUGUGAGAAGUUUUGCAAAUGAACAAUAUUUGUCUCCGUCCAUCAGGGUUCCCACGCAUCCUGGACAACCUGGACAUUUUGAGACUAGUUUUUCACUCAUGGAAACACUUCCAACAGAGUGGCCAAAUAUCCUGUAAAUAAUCUAUGUACAAUUUUAAUUGUAUUUUAGCCGCUAACUCCGAUCGUCUCUGGAAACCUGGAUGCAUAUUUUGUUUGAAAUUUGACAGUUGGUAGGAUAGGCUGCUCAGUAUAAUACUUACUAAAAGUGGAACCGAGUAGAAUGCCCUUUUUGGCGUCAAGUCUAUUCCACGAGUGGUUUUCUGAAAGAAACCCAGUGGAAAUGCUGUAGAUGGUCAUAUCUACACGCAUGCAGCCUUAUAGUGAUCACAUUUAAAUUGGUUUUGGUGGUCGAUAAAUACAUGCGCAGCAAUGUUAACUGAAUCUUUUUUUAUAGAGACCUCAGCAGAAAGAUGGUAUUUGGUGAGAACAACCACAAAAGCAAUCUGACCACCUAUCUGUAAUGAACCUGAGGCACUUCAUCAUGAGCCCUGCAUCAUUAAACAAGUAGAAAUAAAAGUGGGGUUUACUAGGCCUACCAGCAAAUUAUAGGACCCUUUGUGUAUUGUCAAGAAAUAAUCCAGGAAAAUCAUUUCUUAAUUAAUCUCACUUAAUCUGACUGUCCGUGGAGACGAGCAUGCACAGAAUGCGGAAGUACAAUCUGUAGUUGGAACAGCUCUACAGCCACUGACAGUCGGAUUGCCAGAAGGACUUUUGUCAGCGACUGAGCGGGGAGCUCUGGGUGCAGACAACAUGGAGGAAGUUAAACACUCUUCAUUUGCGUAUACUAGCAACAUUUUAAUGAUACAAAGCUGGUUGAAAAUUGGCAAAUUUUCCUUUGUGAAGCUGCAGUAGGUAACGUAUAUAAAAAUAACUUUUUGUCAUAUUUGCUGAAACAUGAGAUGGAUAAAAUGUGCAAGAAUCCACCAGGCCUGAACAAAAACAACCAAUCACAGCCAGGAAAGAUAGUUCAUCAUUGAGUCUCAUUCCCAGGUUGUCAAAUACAGCUGGGAAUGAGCCUCAACAAUCAACUGUCUUCAAUCUUCCAACCCAAAGCGUCUUUAUAUCUUUCUUGGCUCAAACACCAUUAGGAGCACUAAGAGGAGCCAGAGGAACCUGAUUGUUUCACAGAUUAUCUGUCUCAUCUACUACUGUCAGGAUAUAGUGAAAGUUUCAGCAAAUAUGUCAAAAAGUUAUUUUUAUGAAAGUUACCUACUGCAGCUUUAAGUGUAAUGCUUGGAUAAUUUGAUACUAUCAGUUGAACAGUGAAAUUGUUCUGCAUCAAUCAACUUACUUUAUCCAUUUCUACACUAUAUGUAGUACAUUUGAGUUUGGAGUGAGUGCACUGUGAUAGAAUUCUGUUCUGAAAGCACCAAAUUUACUCACUGAAGCAGUUUGGUUUGGAUAACACUGACACUCAAUCACUAGAAGCUACAGUCAAUGUAAAUAUGUUACAUGUACAACAGAUAUUUUUGUAGAAUUUAUUUAAGCAUUGAUCUCUGGUAUUCUUAAUGUAUUUAAAGUUUGGAAAGUAUUGUGAUAUGUUUGGUGUGACUCAAGUAUUUCUUUUUUUUUUGUGUGUCUGAGUUCAAAUACUCUGUUGUACAAGAAUAAUUUGGAAUCAAGUGUUCUUUGAUUUUUAUGGCAGAAAUGUUGGGUGCUUUCUUAAAGUUCAUCAUCUCUUGCAGGUAACUCUGUUGUGGAGAUUAAACUGUGAAUUUUUCAUUUUGACAAUUUAGAAUAAAAUGUAGGAUUUGGGGUUUAAAUAAUGCCUGUGCCACAGGAAACAAUUUUUUUCUUGGUCUCUGCAUGUGUUUAAAAUGCGUAGUGGAAUUUUGUGGCACCUAAAAGUUGGUUUUCCUAAAACGAAUCCCAUUCUAACAAUGUUCACCUGCAUCAACAUGUCAGUGUCAUUCUCAUAUUUAAAUUUGCAUGUUUGUUUGUAGCCUUUUGUCAGGACAUUUUGUGAAAAAUGCACAUUUUGAAACUGCGUGCUCCAUGCAGGUCGACAGAAAUUGGAUAAAAAAUGUGCUAAGUUUAAGACAAGACUACAAGUGUGUUAACACAGCAAAAUAGAGAGUGAGUAUGGAGGUCAGGGGAGUUGCAUUAAAUAUAUAUUUUUUUAUGAAUAACUAAAAGACCACAAUCAUAAAUGACACUCCUGUGUCCCAUUUCAGGGGCUGCUUCCAUUGAAGUCUGCCUUUCAGACUGAAUAACAGUAACAGCCUGACAGGACCCGUCCUAUUUUAAAGGCUCCUCCAAAUGCAGCCUUCUCUUCCCUGAAUGUAAAGGGCACAGUCAGUUCCUAAAGGCCCCUUCACUCUAUGGCCUGGAAAUGUUUCCAACAACCGUUGCCAGUUUUGAGGAAAAUGUUGUGAAAUCUUUGGUUGUUAAAAUUGUCCUGUGGAGUUUGUGUGUAAACAAACAAAAGGUAUUUUUACAUUGAGUGUUACUCCCCAAAAUGCAGUGUGUAUCCUCGAGCUCUAACAAAUGUGUUUAGUACGGCUGCAACGAUUUGUCAAUUAAUCGAUUAGUAACACUGAUCAACUUUUCAACAUUUUCUGGGCCAAACAACUUUAUCGAGAAAAUGAUCGACAGAUUAAUCCAUAAUGAAAAUAAUCGUUAGUUGUAGCCCUAAAAUGUAGUGCAUUAUUUCCUCAGUUUGCAAAGCCAUUUUUCUUGAAAGCGUGAACCCUCCAUUGUCUAGGUCCAUGUUUACCAGCCAGCACUUUUCUUUGCCUUUGGUGGCACAUUUUGCAUUUCAUUAGCAUUACUGCCACCUGUUGAUCAGUGGAAUAUAAAUGUAUUGCUCCUCUGCCCUUGCAUGUGCAUCCUUGUGCCUGUACACCAAACAAUAUAAUGGGGCUCAUAAAAGCGACUGCUCCAUAGCGCUACUAGAGGUCAAAAACUCCACAGGAUAUCUUUAAUCCAAAACACAGGACGUAGAUUUCACUCUGAGGUAGGUUUACCGACAAGUGAUUAAGCACCGAGGACCAAAUUCACAAGGUGACUGCUGCCCAUCAGAAUACACAGUCUAACACAACUUUCUUAGCCUAAAAUGUUUCAUUAUGUUUUGUCAGCGCUAUGACUAAAGGCCUGAAUAUACUCACACAUGGACAGAUGUGGACACCACAGGUGCAUACUGGUUUUGUUUAUACUGCUUUCUGGAGUCCGUUUGGAGGACAUUUCCACACAUGCGAAGACUUGUUCUUGUAGUGUAGUGUUUGUGCGGACACUCUGCAGUCACAACAAAUUGAAGGUACACAGGUGUCCACAUAAAGCCUACACACUCUGAUGAUUACAUUUAUGUCACGUGGGCCAUCGUGGAGUCAGAAAGUAUCAUUUCAAUUGACAAAUUGCAACCAAGAUUUUAUGAAAUGAUAAAUGGACUGCAUUUAUGUAGCGCUUUUCCCAUCUACCGACCACUCAAGGUGCUUUACAACACAUGCUUACGUACACAUGCUUACGUUCACACACUGAUGGCCAGCAGCCUUGCAAGGUGACCCUUGCCUAACCUAUCCUAUCCUCAUUAGGAUAGGUUAGGCAAGGGUCACUGCGCCACACUCUUUCUGUUUUACCACCAGAUAAGCUCUGGUUAUUGAAAUGGUUCAAUGCACAACAGCUUGUAGAAUAUGACACACCCAUUUUGGUUCCCAAGGAAAACCUAGUAUUUUUUGGGUCCAGCUUGGAACCUUAUCUAAUCUUAGUGUUUCCCCACCAAAUUAUCUCUGGUUCAUGAACCGGUUCCGUCCAAGACAUUUGGAACCUUGGUGCUAUCUAGCGAACCAGCCCGUGUUUCCAUCAGUUUUGAACAGAACCAUUAUAAUCAAGGAUGCAUCAUUAACAGAGGGUGUUGCACAAUCACCUUUGGUUCCCCAAGGUAAAGCUGCUAGUUUGGUUCCAGCUUGGAACCAUCUUUUCAUGUUCUGAACCAAUUUAUUUUUGGUCAAAGUGCUCUGAGCGGUGUUGGUUUCCUGGUGCAAAAGACCUAUCUGAGGAGUCCAUCAAACCAGGAACCUUUAGAUCACUAGACGACCACUCUGCCUCCUGGGCCAUGCCACCCCAAUCUCACAAAAUGUGACAUACAGGGAAGCUGUAAGAUCAUUGUAAUGUGUAGAUGUCAGCCAUUUGAGACCUCCUUUGAUUUUGAGAAGGAUCACAUGAAUUAGUUUGUCUUUGUGAGGCUAGGGUGUCUUUUUGGGUGCACAGGUUCAGUCCAGUAGCCCUCAGUCUUCCAAAUUACAGACUUUUGUAGGCUGUGUCCUCUACAAAAGGCAGCCGCUGGAAUGGAACUAUAACAAAACCAGGAGUGUUUGUUGAGCUAGGCAGUUUUGUAAUGUUGCAUAUGGCCUGGGUUUUUUAUGUCUGUCCAGAAGUAGUUUUACUGAUGUCUUCAAUCCAGUUGAUUUGACUAUUUCUGCUCAUUCUUUUGAUGAUACAUUCUGGAUGCAGCUCCCUCCCUUUUGGCUCACUGAUCAUUUUUAUAAUGCAGUAUUUCGAGAUCUGAGUGAAAAUAAACACUGAAGGUUACACAGUGUUCCUCGUGCCAGAAUAUCCUCCAGCACAUGUCAGUUCUAUUUCAUGUUCCAUUCUGUCCAUUUUUCUCUACCUGAUUCUGGAUUUGAUACAAAUGCCAUUUUGCAGCAGCAGUUUUUGUAUUGUGUGUGAAUAAGUCUGUCAUACAUUGACUGCCUUUUCCAAUCAGUUCCUCAGCAGACUUUGGUUGUCACAGUCAGGGAAACACUUCAUACAUGUCUUAUGUGGCUAUCAAAUGGCUGUAAGUCUUCCACACCAUUAACUACUGAAUGUACAGAAUAUGCAGAUUUUCAAAUGUAAAAAAAAAAACAAAAUGUGUGAAUAAACUAAAGUUAACGUUU